AUGCAUUGGACUAUGUGUCUAGAAGGUGGGCCAAGACGUGUAAAUCACGCAGCUGUUGCGUUAAACGAUGAAAUUUAUUCUUUCGGAGGCUACUACUCGAAUGAAGUAUACGACGGUAGACAGCCUAUUGAUGUACAUGUUUUAGAUACAAAAACCUGUCGUUGGCGUAAACUUCCUGUUUCAACAGACGAAAAUGAUUCAUCCAUAUCACAAAGUAAUAUACCUUACCAACGAUACGGUCAUGCGGUUGUUGUUUAUAAGAACAAAGCAUAUUUGUGGGGAGGUAGAAAUGACGAUUUUGGUGCAUGCUCGAAGAUGUAUUGCUUUGAUCCAAAAACUAUAUCUUGGUCCCUUGUUCCCUGUCGUGGUGAGAUACCACCAGCACGCGAUGGUCAUAGUGCUGUGGUUUUGGAUGACACUCUGUAUAUGUUUGGCGGUUUUGAAGAACAAUCUCAGAGGUAUUUUUCACUUUUUUUCCCACGAUGGAGGGAUUUUCAUACUGCUUGCAUAAUCAAUAGAAAAAUGUAUGUGUUCGGCGGACGUAGCGAUUUACUCAGUGAAUUUCAUAGUUCACAAGAUUAUUAUUCCAACGCACUAAAAGUGCUGAAUUUGGAAACAUACCGUUGGGAGGAUCCAGAAGUAACUGGUGAUUUACCCUGUGGACGACGGAGUCAUAGUGCUUGUAAACAUCUGAAUGAUUUGCAUGAAUUCGAUCCCGGAACAUCAUGUUGGCGCCUACUUAAACCAUACGGUAGUGGUCCGUCACCAAGGCGACGACAAUGCGCAAUUGUUAUCGCCAGUCGCGUCUUUUUGUUCGGUGGCACUAUGUUAGUUCUGCCUUGCAAGUCAUCAAAAGCUGAACUCAUCAAUAAUGGUCUUUCGAAUCUCUCAGAUCUUCAUGUGCUCGAUUAUGGUUUGUUGGCGAUAAUUUUUUGCUUCAUUUUUGCCAUUUUUAAUAGUUAG
Molecule: messenger RNA, 963 nt
Organism: Thelazia callipaeda (thelaziosis nematode)
Lineage: Eukaryota; Metazoa; Nematoda; Chromadorea; Rhabditida; Thelaziidae
Source: the annotation of a GenBank genome assembly